AUGAGAAGCGUGAGAAGUCCAUUGCAAGAGUUCAGUAGCUCUAAGAUCAACCGGCUGGUGCAGAAGCCGGGUGGGAAGGAGGUGGGGGUGGGGAAGAGGAGUGGUUCGCCGGUGUUGCAGGGUCGCGUUCAGCUUGUGGAGAAUAAUAAUCGAGGGGGAAAGACGGAGACGCCGUUACAGAGCCUUCCCAAGAAGUUGUCGAUGGAUGGGGGCCAGUUCACACAGUCCCCCAAGAGGGGCCAUGGGAUUUAUCAGCCUUCAUCGCGGAUGCUUGCAACCCCUACGGAUUCAGAUGAGUUGAUAAUGCCGAACACUUCCACGACAUGCCCGGGCAGUUAUAAGAAACAGGUGGAAAUAAUUAAAGCACGUCUGCAAUUGGCCUACUAUAAAUAUCGGACCAACCAAUCACACUUGAACUUCCGCGAGUUAAAGCAGAGGCAUAUGGCCGGCAAAUCUGUAAGAAAGCUGGCUUGCACUACCAAUUCUUGCAGUUUACGAACACCAGUGAAACCUGCAUCAGCAUCCAUUGUACAAAAGCAGCCUGCUUGUCUCUCGCCAAGCAACACCCCGAUGUCCGUGAAGGCAGCUAAAUCCCUGUUGCAGCUUCUCAGCGCCAGUUCAUCUGUAAAUUCCAAAAACAAGCCCACAGCCACUCCUGUUCUUUAA
Molecule: messenger RNA, 666 nt
Organism: Eremothecium cymbalariae DBVPG#7215
Lineage: Eukaryota; Fungi; Ascomycota; Saccharomycetes; Saccharomycetales; Saccharomycetaceae
Gene: NRM1
Product: Nrm1p
Exons: 1
Coding region: 1-666 (221 amino acids)
Source: RefSeq, a predicted model, not a curated record